AUUGAACAUUGGAAUUCGGUGACGCAUAUGAUACAAAUAUAGUCAGGGUAGUAGUAAGGAUGUACGAGUUUUGAGGGACAAUUAUUCUUUAGUUCAGUCGGUGGUGUUUAAUUGUUUGUUGCUAGUUAAAUUUUUGUCAAGCUAAAGCACUAUCAUCAUCUCAUGAAGGAAUUUAUCCCAAUGUGGAUUCCAAGCGUUUAAUAGAGUUGCAAAAACAAAUACCGCCGUAUUAUAAUUGUAUUAAUACUCUUAUGUGUGAUCAGUGUAUUGAUAUACAAAUCCUUUUAUCACUACAAUGUGCACUGACAAAAAGUUGUAGUCAGGUCAUCCGAAUCAUCAUUUGCACUGGGUUUUAGAAUUGUGAUGCGCUUCGAAAUGUAUGAAUACGUAAUUUACUGUUGAGUAAAUUAAUUCAUUAGUAGGUUCAUCUUCCAAGUAUCCUUUCACACACUUUUCUGGGAACUGUCGGUUAUGUGCGUUUGUGUUUUUUACUGCUCAUUUCGCACCGUGUACUGCAGUUGAAGCAGUAUCAAAGCACCACAUUACUUCUUAAAAUUGGUUUUUCCUGUUAAGAUAAUAUUUGGUCUGUAAAAUUUAAUUGAUAUAAAACCACCGUGUGGUCACUAUAUAUUUAUUUGACUAUUUGUUACUAAGGUUGCAUUUCCGUCUAUCACUACACACUUCUCAACUAUACGUAUCUCCUAAAAAUGUCCAUUAACCAACUGUCAUAUUACCACCAACCUAGUAAGAUUAUUCACGUCGUACAUAGUGUUGGACACUCACGGUUUAGUAUAUGGGUAAGUAAGUUCCUUCAAUAUAUGGAGAAUUCCUCACAUGCUGAGUUAUUCAAUGAAACAAAAAGCCUGUAUAUUAACCACUACAAAUAUUAUGUUGGUCUCCUUUUGUUCCCUUUUGUAAAAAUGAUUAAGGUGAAGUGUUACUGCCAACCCCCUCACUUUUCAGAACAACCUGGGAAGUUAAUUGGCACUAACCACCAUUCGGGUCUCACACCAGUGAUGUACACAUUACUGCGGGGUUUGUGGCAAUAUAUAUCACAAAGGGAUGAGUUUUCUGUUCUCAUACUAGGUUUGGAAGGCGCUGGAAAAACAACUUAUUUAGAACAAGCUAAAAUAAAUUUUGUUCCAAAUUAUAAAUCUAUCCCAAUUCAGAAAAUCACUACUACUGUUGGUCUAAAUAGUAAGUUUCCCGUCUUUCCAUAAUUUUAAGUUGGAUACAUUGAGGUCGAUGGGAUCCGGCUUAAAUUUUGGGAUCUCGGCGGUCAAGAAGAGCUUCAGUCAUUGUGGGAUAAGGUUAGCUUAAUAUGCAUUUCUCAGUUUUAUUUAGUACUAUGCUGAAUCAAAUGGUGUUAUUUAUGUCGUUGAUUCUGCAGAUAGCGAUCGUUUUGAUGAGUCUAAAGAUGCAUUUGAAACCCUGUACUGGAAGGUGUGCCGUUACUGGUUCUAGCUAACAAGCAAGAUAUGCAGAGUGCAUCCCAUUUGUCUGAAAUAAACAAAGUUUUCUACGACAGUCUACGUCUUGUUGGGCAACGUCAAUGCACAUUUCAUGGUGUCAGUGCACUUAACGGGUAAAUUAAUCAGUAACAUGUCGAUUUCUAGAUAUAACCAUUUCAGUCAA
Schistosoma haematobium is the source of this 1635-nucleotide messenger RNA. RefSeq names its product ADP-ribosylation factor protein 1, variant 3. The record is from RefSeq and is a predicted model, not a curated record. Gene Ontology annotation, molecular function: GTPase activity; GTP binding. The transcript has 4 exons. Gene Ontology annotation, cellular component: Golgi apparatus. Gene Ontology annotation, biological process: Golgi to plasma membrane protein transport; protein localization to organelle; intracellular protein transport. The coding region runs from base 708 to 1220 and encodes 170 amino acids. Lineage: Eukaryota; Metazoa; Platyhelminthes; Trematoda; Strigeidida; Schistosomatidae.